UGCGCGUUGGCUGUGACGCGGACUGUCAUGGCGGCUACCUAGUUUGUGAGUUGCUGCCGAGAUCGCCCAUGGUAACCGAAAAAACGACGCAGGGAAGACGGGACCGGAGAUGGCCAUGCAGCACGGCAGGGUCAAGUCCAAGGAAGACACAUGGAAAACAGAGGAGUUACAGAAACACUUAAAGGUUGUAGACUCUGAAAGACAGCAUGAUGGAAGGAAACAUAGAGAAAGGAGGCAUCACCGAGCUGAAGACAAAGAUGAACUUAUAGAGCGAAGACGCAAACAUGGAGAGAAGGAAAGGAAAGAAGAAAAAGGGCACCAAAAAUAUUCUGAACGAGACAGACACUACGACAGAGACAGGGAAGGGGGUCGAGACCAUCACACUGAAAAGGAAAAGCCAAGAGACAGGGAGCGAGAUCGGAAGGCAGACAAGGAAAAGUAUGAGUCUGACAGACAAAGAGUGAGAGAGAAAGACAAAGCAAGGGAGGGGAAAUACAGCGGAGAAGAUCUCGGUAAAAUAUCAAGAGUUUCUAAAGAUUACAGAGAAGGUGAACUGACGGAGGGGAAGGAACGGAAACAAAGGGAGACUAGAGAGAGUCAUGAAAAAAACCAUCACACGAGCGAAGACAGAGAAAGCAGACACAGGGAACGACGAGAAAAGGAAAGGAAAGUCCGAGAGAGUGAAGAUUAUGAGGACAGAGACUCACGACAUAGAAAACACAGGGAGGAUUUAAACGAUCCAGACAGAGAGAGAAGAAGGCGCGAGAGGAAACAGGAUGAGAGAGAGAAAAGGCACAGAAGCAGACGAGAGAAGGAGAGUCUGGAGAGUACGGCCAUCCAUGAACCGUUAGAAAAUGCCCAUACCUUACAGAAACUGAAGGAGAGGAGCCCUCGAGAACAAGCUUUACUUGAUGGCGACAGCGCAAAGGGGCGCACCGAAAAGAAACACAAAACCGAACAACAAAAUGAAAGAAGAAAAAGUGACCGCAAGGGGACAGACAAAGAGGAAGCCUCUGAUGCAGCCUAUGAUGACUCCACAAAUUAUGAAGAGGACUUUGAGGAUUACGAGGAUGAUUUUGAAGACGAAAGUGACCACGAGGAAAAGGAACCUGUAAAAAUUCAAGAAAGUAUUCCCCGUUUGAAGAAUCCAGAAAUAGAAGCCAUUCAAAAGGCUAUGACUUUGGAAAAUGAAACGAUUGCCUCGUUUAAUUCAACACAGAAAAUAAAACUCAAUGAGCAAGAACUUCACCAAAAAGAACCACCAAGUGUUCCAAAUAAAGGGGGUCACCGGGGUGUUUUUAUAGACUUUGGGUCUGCAAAGCAAAAGCAAGUUAACAGCCAAAUAGCUUCUAAACUAAAAAAACGCAGCACAGAUAUUCUACGACUGGUUGACUUGGAUUUCUCCUCCACCGUUUCUUUGCUUGACCUCGCUCCUGUGAAGGAGUACGACAUGUACAUUCGAAAUUUUGGUAAAACCAAUACAAAGCAGGCUUAUGUGCAGUGCAACGAAGACUGUGUUGACAGAGACAUUCAAACUGAAGAAAUAGAUAUCAUGGAAAAGUGGACCCAGCACCCGGGAGAGAGCGCUGUGGUCUGCGGAGGGUCCAGAAAUGAAGCAGCAGAUGGUAAGGACCCAGUAGCACAGCUCAACUCCCAAAGAUUAACAAGCUUUCUUCGCUCCUCUUGCCAGGUCAUCGCGGUUCUGCUUGAAGAAGAACGUGCCGAAAGACGAUCAGAAUUUAAGCUCCAGUCCAAGGAACCUUGUAUGUCAAUCAGCGACGGCUGCUUCCAGUUAAAUACCGACUUGCCAUUUCUUCAAGGUCGCGUAGUCCGCAGAUUACAGUUCUCUGAAGCUCAGCGACACCUAUUACUCUCAGUACACGGCUCCUGUAACAGCAAUGGCCCCGUCAACAAGUUCAUUAUUUGUGUGUGGAACAUAUGGGAACCCACGGCUCCUCAGAAGGUUCUGGUCUGUGAGUCUGAGGUGAAAUGUUGCUGUUUCAGCCCUGGGAAGGCGGCUCUUGUGUUUGCCGGGACCGCGGAUGGUUCGGUAAUGAUCUGGGACCUGCGAGAAGACGUCAGCAUGCAUCGGACAAUGAAGCUGGGGGACGCCAGCUGGACUUUCAGAUCCGCCACGUUUUCUACCGAUGGAGUCUACACAAAUGUUAACCACUCAAGCCCGGUAAAAGCAAUGGAUCCAGUACUGAGUGCGGUGACUAAAGAAGCCUCGCUCUCUUCCCAGGAAGAGGUAUCGGGAUUGUCAUUCCAAAUAGCAUCGUUAGAUGAAUCUGGACAUCUUAUAUUAUGGGUGGUGGUGGAGUUAAGAAAAGACGAUAUGGCCGGCUCACAGAAUGAUUUAGGUCUGAUUCCUGGAGGCAAAGUGAAGUUAGUUUAUAGUUCCUCUAUAUUUCUCGAUGGCAGCUUUUUCCCCAAAGAUGUCCUGUCGCUUGGUCCUCCUCAGACCCUGAAUGUUAAGUUUCUUCCUCAGGACUCUAAUCAUUUCUUCGUCGGAACUGAUAUUGGAAUUGUAACUCAUGGCACAAGAUAUGGAUUAAUGGAACCUCCGAGGCAUUAUAAACCUCUGCACGGCAGGAUCAGACCAUCACAUGUCAUCGCGAUGGAUUUCUCUCCUUUUCAUGUUCCUGCAUUUCUGGCAGGGUGUUCAGACGGUUGUAUACGGUUACAUACGACCUACGCAGAGUUCCCGGCCAUGCAGUGGGAUCAGAGCACCAACGGACAGGCGGUGGCUGCAGUACAGUGGUCUCUGACGAGACCCUCCGUUUUCUUUGUGUUGGAUGCUGCAGGUUGUAUAUACGUGUGGGAUUUGCUGCAGAACGAUUUGCAACCAGUGGCCAAGGAAUCCGUGUUGUCCGAUCAGAUUACCAGUAUGGCUGUUUUUGGUGAACCAGAGAAGACCGAUAGCCUGAUGGGUCUGGCUCUGGCUAAAGCCUCCGGGCGAGUGGAAGUCCAGUACAUCAAAAAGCAGUGGGCUAAGCCUCAGCCGAAAGAGAACGACAAGCUAUGCCUCAUUCUAUAUUAGCAAUGAUAUAUAUUUGUAUAUAAUAACCACAGUUUGUACGAUACAACUGCAUAAUUUAUUGUAAAGUUCCAUAUAUAUAUAUAUAUA
Molecule: messenger RNA, 3127 nt
Organism: Spea bombifrons (plains spadefoot toad)
Lineage: Eukaryota; Metazoa; Chordata; Amphibia; Anura; Pelobatidae
Gene: DYNC2I1
Product: dynein 2 intermediate chain 1
Exons: 22
Coding region: 110-3040 (976 amino acids)
Biological process (GO): intraciliary transport
Cellular component (GO): cytoplasmic dynein complex
Molecular function (GO): dynein heavy chain binding; dynein light chain binding
Source: RefSeq, a predicted model, not a curated record